Molecule: messenger RNA, 576 nt
Organism: Knipowitschia caucasica
Lineage: Eukaryota; Metazoa; Chordata; Actinopteri; Gobiiformes; Gobiidae
Source: the annotation of a GenBank genome assembly
AUGGUACAUUUUCUUCAGCUUCACUCGGCUCUAUCUGCUCAGACCCUGCUCAGACCCUGCUCAGACUCUGCUCAGACUCUGCUCAGACCCUGCUCAGACUCUGCUCAGACUCUGCUCAGACUCUGCUCAGACUCUGCUCAGACUCUGCUCAGACUCUGCUCAGACCCUGCUCAGACUCUGCUCAGACCCUGCUCAGACUCUGCUCAGCCUCUGCUCAGCCUCUGCUCAGACUCUGCUCAGACUCUGCUCAGACUCUGCUCAGACUCUGCUCAGACUCUGCUCAGACCCUGCUCAGACUCUGCUCAGACUCUGCUCAGACUCUGCUCAGACUCUGCUCAGACUCUGCUCAGACUCUGCUCAGACUCUGCUCAGACCCUGCUCAGACUCUGCUCAGACUCUGCUCAGACUCUGCUCAGACUCUGCUCAGACUCUGCUCAGACUCUGCUCAGACUCUGCUCAGACUCCGCUCAGACCCUGCUCACGAUCUCAAAAUUCUCCCACAGUCACACAGCUGCUCGUGGACACAUGUACACCGUGAACGAUGCUGUAGCUUUGACCUUCUCCGUCUGUCCGUGA